Molecule: messenger RNA, 5505 nt
Organism: Mugil cephalus (flathead mullet)
Lineage: Eukaryota; Metazoa; Chordata; Actinopteri; Mugiliformes; Mugilidae
Product: protein SOGA3-like
Exons: 7
Coding region: 846-4400 (1184 amino acids)
Biological process (GO): regulation of autophagy
Source: RefSeq, a predicted model, not a curated record
GCCAAAAUGUCUUAUGCGCGUCAAUAAAUUGUUGUCUCUAAUGUGGGUGACGCUUAGCGCACUGCUGUUGUUGCCAAGACGUGAGAAUUGAAAGGUCGCCAUGGUUACAGCGCAAGGUGGCAAAUCCUGCGACGUAAUUGGAGCAGUCCGGUGUUGAUUAAAGGAUGUUCCUCCGCAGCAUCUCCCAGGCGCCGUUCAGCUUCCUGGCUUUGGUAAAAUAAACUCAUGGUUACAAGGGGUAAAAAUACUGCUUCGCUUCUUACAUCAGUGCGCUCCACGAUAAUCUAUUUUUGGGAACUUCUCCCAUUCGCCUCGGAGUGGUUACUGGGUGUCUGUCAUUGGGAGCUCCGGAUUGUCGCCUGCAGCGGCUGUGUGCAGGGCAGAGGCGCAAACCCAGAGCGCCCCGAGAUACGUCUGUAAAUAUGUAAAAAAACGAAGACGAAGAAGAGAAAACUGUGCAGAUGCCGCUACAAGCAACAAUGAGGACAUUUUCGGAAGAUCAGAAGAAAAAAGCCGCGUGGACUCAGGCAACAGAAUGACGGCUUGACCUUGUGAAGACAUGGAGGGGACCAGUGCGUCCAGUCCGGUUGCCAGUGCAGUGAGUGCUGCUGUGUGGCCGAUGGGGGAUUUGGUCGGAUUUGGAUAAAUCUGUUAUGUCACUGGUCACAAACUAAAAACAAAAGAGCUGUUUGAGUUCAUGGAAAAGUUUUCUGAACUGCAUCAAAACUUAUUCGUGCCUUACAGGGUAAAAAUGGAUACAUACAAAAUAGCCUGGUGAUCGGCUUCAACUUUACCCAGUUUAUUUGUUUUGUUUUAUCGAUGUUUUAUUUUAAUGCGCUGGCGAUAUGUGGAGUGCGUUUAUGAACGGCUCGGGGCUGAAUGGCGGGGGCGGUGCUGGCGGGGGAUACGUCCCGUCUCAGGGAUGGGAGUUUGUGCCGUGCUCCAGGAUGGAGAGGGCAGACAGAGGCAGGGGCAAAAGCCGCAGUCCGCUGAGGAGGAUCUCUUCUCCACCCACCGUCUUCAGCCACAUCUACGAGCCCCAGUUUGGUCCUCUACCUGGUGGCGGUGGCGGUGGUGGUGGAGGAGAGGGUGGAGCGGGGACCCAGCUUGAAAUCCUCGGGGGACAAAUGUGGCCGGGUCCCGAAGCUCAGGAGAAGCAGCAGCAAACACAACACACGAGGCUAAAAAAGAAGUUUGAGGAGUUGAAGAGGCGACACGUACAGGACAAGGAAGAAUGGAUGCGAGAGAAGGAAUCAUUAUUGAGAGAAGUGGCUGAUAUACAAGGAGGGGAGAACAGGAGGAUUUUGUUGGACCUGAAGACGGUUUUGGAGGAAGUGCAGGCGGAGGUUAAGAGAGAGGAGGAGAAGAGGAGCGAGCUUCAGCUGCAGUAUACUAGAGACAGAUGUGCCUGGGACCUGGAGAAAGCUGAGCUCAAAUGCAGGAUUGCCCAGUUGGAGGCUAGAGAAGCUGCUGGGUUGGUGAGCGGAGGGGUCCAGUCAGCGACAGGUCCUGGCUCCGUGGCAUCACAGAGACGUCGAGAACAGCUCUGUGAGACCUCAACGCUCCACAGGGAGAGGGAAGAGCAACGGAGGAUUCUGGCGGACACUCAUUCAACAACCAUGGACCUGCGUUGUCGCCUGGAGCACAGUGAGAGGGACUGGUCAAGGGAGAAAGCCGAGCUGCUGGAGAGGUUCGACAUGGAGAGAAAAGAGUGGGAGAGCCAGCUGAAGGAUAUGCAGAGGAAAAUAGAAGAGCUGUACUGUGAAGUGAGAUCCAAGCAAGGGGGGACCGGACUCAGCGUACAUUCCACCAGCACAGGCUCCAGUCUGCUUAGUGACAACUACCGCUCUGAGCCGCUCAGCAGUAGCAGCCAGUCAGAAACAAAUAGACAUCAACCUUUGUCUGGCCUCAGUCACAACAGAAAUAUCAGUGGCGAUGGUGCUUGUGUUAUGAGAGAUACUUACCACUCAACUUUUGCCCCAGAAGAAAAACACCUCUGUGAAUUCAGCAUUGGUGGUCAGUUUACUCAAAAGGACAGUUCACAACCUAAAGCUGGGGAUGAGUUGAGAUCCAGAGGCACUUGGCAACAAGACACCAAGGAUACAGCAGAGCUGGAUGCUAUUCUUCGUGGCACUCUGGGGUGUGAAUCACCGCAGGAAUAUGGUUUUAAGGGGAGUGAAACAACUGCCAAUGUUCGACCUCAGGAAAGUUCUCUUUGGGAAGGUCUGAGUUAUGACAGCAUCAAGAAGAAGAACACCACUGCCCUCAAUGCCGCUCUGGAGGAGAUAGCCCGUGUGAGUGAAGAGCUUUGUAGUUACCAGGAUGAGAUCCGAAAGAAGAGCAAUGAUAAAAGGGAUCAAGCUGACUCCCUGUGCCUGUUUGAGGAAAGUGACAGACUUUCUGGCCCUAACAAAACCCUCCUGGGACAAGAGGAUGCUCCGUGCAAUCUCAGACAGAUUCUUGAUGAUCUUUGGACCUCAGAGAAGGAAAGUUGUCUCAACUUGUCAGCAGAUAACACCUGGCAAACCAGCAGAGAGCUGGUUGAAUCCUGGACGACAAGCACCGCUGAUCCAGAUAGCUACAGAGAUACACAGACAAGCCCGGGAGUACACCCUGAAAUGGAUACAGUUGCCCCACCCAUCCCUCCCCGCAGCUCCUCCUGGAAUCUGAGCACUACCACCCAUUCAGACACAGAGCUCCACAUCCCAGAAUCCCCCAUGGCCACAAUGAGGAAAUGCCACAGUCCUUGUGUUCUUGUGGACAGAAAGUGUAGCAGCCCAUCCAUCGUCAGAAAAUUUGAGGCUAUGCUGCAAGAAAACGAAGGAAAGGUUUUAGUAGAUGGUGUGGUGGCAUCCUGCGCCGUACCAACUAACUCCAACUGUAAUAUGGGCUGCUGCCACAGCCGAUGGUCAUGUGAUUCAAGCAAGUUCACUAACAGUAAGUUGUCUACAUGUAACGCUGUCCAGAAAAGCUUUUCUGAAGUCAACAUACGCAGUGCUGGCAAAGACUUGCUUUCAGAUUACAGCCCCAGUGUUGGGAACUUAAAAAUCCCAGAGCUACAAAUGCCUCCGGUUGUCCAAGAAUUACCUGUGGAUUUGCUCUUGUCCUCUCUGGAUAUAGCACCUACCAGCACCAACCUCCAGGGCUCCAAAAGAAAUAUAAUGCUGGAACAAAAAACAGCCGAGUUCAACAGAACUUUGUUUCAGGCGGGGAUGGGCCGUGGUGUACGGGAACAGGACAGUUCUCCUGUAGCAGGUGGUUGCUCUGUGAGUUGUCAACCAGUCCUUACAGUGUCAGAUGAAGUUUUGCCUCCCAAAGAGACUUUUCAGCCACAUUCAACUGACGUUAUCAGUAGCGUGACUGGGACACAAUCUGAAGGGACUUUAUCUCUCUCCAUCUUGGACUCCAUAGCACUGGACCCAAAGGUCCAAGAAGUAAAAACAGAGCUACCGCCUUUAAUUUCACCUGAACGGUCACAGUCUGGAUUCAUGGAAGCCACAACAACGUCUCAGAGUCCUGCACGUAACUGUGAGGUCAAGCACAAAGUUCAAAGAGCCAACAGUCCUUGCAGGAAAACAUCGCACAGAGCAGCCACCGAUUUUUCUGAGCCUGCCUUGCCUGCAAAUACCCAGUUAGAUGACUUUUUACAUGAUUUCAACUCUAAGACAGAGAAUUCCCAUGGAGUAAAGCCUCAGUCUGCCAGAGCUGGUGUCUCUCUCCAGCAGUCUGCUGAGAACAAACAGCGAGACGUGACACAGCCAAGACAUGUGUCUGUUCCUCCUAACCAGGCUGACUCCUCUAGACCUGGGCCUCGAAUGAUGAAUGACCAUCCCUGGAAGCCCCUCACUCUUGCUGCAUACCCACGGCCUGAGGGAUCCAGGUCCAACUACGGGGCGCUGGAAAGGAUUUUGAAAAAUUAUGAGAGUGCAGCGCGGUCACUACAGAACCAGAGUGAACAAAGGGAGAUGAUUUCAAGCCCUAAUGUCAGUGUCAGGCAAGAGGAGAGCGUCUCAGAACUAGACAUGUUGGACAUGGACCCACUGCCGUUACCUCCUACUCUGAGACACACCACACAGACUUCCUACAGCCACCAAACACACACCACACUUGCACAGCUCAGCAGUCACGGUGCCAUGAGUGCAAAGGAGGUUCAGCUUAUACUUCAGGAAAAUGAAGAGUUGCCCGUUUCUCCUUCCUCCGUCCAAAAAAACUUCUCGAGGCCGGCACGUCCAGCCAACCGUCGUCUUCCCUCCCGAUGGGCCAGUCGCUCCCCCACUUCAUCUUCCUCCAUCUCCUCCUCUCCUUCCAGGAACCCCGUCGUGGCUCCGUCCUUCCACCUACAGAAACACACUUCCUCCUUUACUUGUUCCCACACUUUUCACAUAGAGACUGUCAUCUGAUCUCCAUUUUACAGUGUGUCCGUACCAACCAGAAGCCUUCAGAGAUAGCCUCUGAAGUCCAUUCUCUCUUUUUACUGUUGUGUAUAUACCAAAUCUAAAUCCUCCACUACUACGAACUCAGAAGUGCUUUAGUUGUGAGUUCAUCGGCUCACUCUUAGAAUGUAUGUGGCAUCCAGUGGAGCGUGACCAAGAAAGGCAAGUAGAGGACGUGAAGCAGCUUCAGUUAUUCAGCAGUACUUACGCUCCAGUUAACCUGCCAGGCAUCCUGCAUAGCAUCAGAAGACGGUGACAACAUCACCCUUCAAAGAAUGAUCACAGCCAAUGUGUCAUUCAUAGCUGAAAGGAUGCCUUAUGCUCAGGUCUGGAUUCUAGCUUUGACUAGUGUGGCCUUGCAGAUCCUGUCAGAGACUGACGCUUCACUGGUCCCUCUGCUCUAUGUACUGUAUUUACACCUGAUGCUAGUUCAUACCAUAAACUGUCAGCCAAGGGAAAUCCAGAGGGAUGUUUUUAUAAUGUGCUAUAUUUUGUGUGUAUGCAGCAUCAUGUUGAAUUUACAGAUAAAUAUAGAGGAGCAAAGAUUUCUCCUAGUGUUGCUUUGUCAGCCUGCUGAUUAAAGCCAUGUCAGUUUCCAGCCUUCUUAAAUAUCACCUACAGUACUCGCUUGGACUGUACCUUGUCUGUGACUAACACAUUACUUUAUUCUCAUGUUUGCCUUUACAUUUUUCAUGAUUAAGCAAAACAUUUACAGUUUCAAAUAUCAGUUCCUUUUUUUUUUUAUAACUUUGUACCAAAGGCUUUUCAGGUUUCUUACGCAUUAUUUGAAAAUGAUAAACAUUGUUUGUGACGUCAUUUAUGUUUCCUGUCCACCCACUGCUGAUGUUAAACUAAAUGUAUGUUAAACCUCAUCAUGAGAGUUGGCUUCGUUGCAUAACAUACUAAUCCGAAUAAAAGACUUAGAAGUCUUGAAUAGUCACAUAUCAGGACAUUACUCAGCUGAGUAGUACAGUUCUUUUUUUUUUUUUUUUUGGGAUGAAAGUGGGGAAUCAUGAUGAAGGUGUUGCCUUUGCUGAUCUUUUUGUCUAAUAAACAUAAGGACUUAACGAUU